AACAAUUCGAACUAACUAUGACAAGCAAAUCAAAAAAGUACUGCUCAGUGCCUCAGUGCAAUAAUUAUAUUUCGGAAACUGUGUCUAUGCAUUUUUUUCCGAAAGAUCCGAAGCUAGCUCAACAAUGGAAAAUAUCUUUGAAAAUUGGCAAGCCACUUACGAAAUACAUGUGUGUUUGCAGUGAACACUUCACUGAUGAUGAUUUUACACCAGGCACUAGGGGGAAAAAGCUGAAAAGACUCAGACAAGAUGUUAUUCCAUCUCAAAAAAUACCGAAAUUGAAUUCCAAAACUUUCCCUAAGAUGAGCCCAUCCAGAAAAACAAGGCGUCAAUUCUAAAAAAAUGAGCCGAGAAGAUGUUAGAGCUCAAGUGCUAGAGCUCAUGGGCCAAAAAGACAAAAUAGAAAGAGAGAUACUAGAAUUGACAUCUAUACUAUCACGGAACGGUGUCGGCAUGAAGGACCCCCUGGUUGACCCAGAAGGCUUCCCGAUCAACUCUAUCGACAUAUACCAAGUGAGACACGCUCGGCAGCGCAUAAUAUGCCUCCAGAACGACCACAAAACCAUCAUGAAGCAAAUCGAAAACGGCCUGCAAGGCUACUACUGCAGCGACUCCAUUGCGGAUACCUCACAACCAACUCCAAUGGAAACUAAUCGCAUCGAAGUCCCAGUACACAGAAUUCCUUUCGCUAGAGUUACCAUAGUCAGCGAAGGAUCUCCAGCUGAUCAUGCAGGGAUCAGAGUCGGCGAUGAAGUUGUUGAAUUCGGGUCAGUAAACGCGGAUAAUUUCAAGAACAUCACCGAUAUCGCUACGGUGGUGCAGCAUUCUGAUGGAUCUCAAGUUAGUGUGAAACUGAAGAGAGGUGAAAGAUAUGUGACUGUGCAGCUGGUUCCGAAAAAGUGGUCAGGAAGAGGUUUGCUGGGGUGUAAUAUAGUUGCUGUGUAAAUUAUUUUCACUAUUGUUGUUGCGUUUUCUGAAGUAUAUUCAUUUUUGGUUUUUGGCUAUCCAUAUUUCUCUUCUUGUAGUGAAAACUUGAAACUGAAACAAAAAAGUGUAUCCUACUUCUAAUGGAAACACCCCUGUAUCUUAUGUAUUCGUUGGGUAAGGAUCCUGAAAUUUGCUGGAGCGAGAGAUAUACCAAAUAUGUACUCUUUGACCAGUGAUAUACACUGAUCGCCAACAGCCAUGGCACCACCCCAAUUUCUGGAAAAUGAUAUCAGGAGGCAAAAUGGGUUGAAAAUCACUUCGGAUUCGGAAUCAGGACGCCCAAUUCACUUACUAUUCUUAUUUUUUCUAACAUAUUUUCACUCAUAUUUUCAUAUAUCGAAGACUGGAACCUUUGGCACGAUAAUACACUACACUGUUUUACCACUAACCAAACCGAUUUUCCAACGCCUCGACACGUGUUUCGCUAUUAAAACUAAAUAUCCUAUUCUAGUGUGCUGCUUAUAUACUAGGUAUAUGUUCACCCAACUGUGAAAAAUACUAACCGUCAAGUUAAUGUUUGUCAUGGUUGAGUUCACAUGUUAAUCUUAAUUUUCAUUUUACUAAACUAUAUAGAGGGCUAUAUGGAAUAGGUCCAUUAUCCUUAUUCAUUACUCUAUUACUAUUCUUAAAUAUCUCUA
Molecule: messenger RNA, 1625 nt
Organism: Phaedon cochleariae (mustard beetle)
Lineage: Eukaryota; Metazoa; Arthropoda; Insecta; Coleoptera; Chrysomelidae
Source: the annotation of a GenBank genome assembly